GUAUCCAUGCCUCAGAUAGAGCUGUCAUCAGUUCCACGGAUUGAACAGGGUGAAGACAUUGUCCCCAUGAAGUCGGACAGUCUAGGGUGUAUACUAGCUAGCUACCUUUGGUUUGAAGAUAGCUUCCGUCUAUGGGGGCGACUUGAAUGUGGUGUUAAAGCUUCAGGUCAGGGGACUGGACCUCAUGCUGCAGGCUCAAGGCAGCUGUCUGUUACUGCCUCUCAUGUCUAGCUGGUAUUGGGAUAACUUGUCUCUUGUUCAGGACCUGUUUUAAGGAAGGGAGGGCAGGGGAAGAUUUCUUCUCAACACGUUUUCAGAAAACAUUAACAAGAACCUCAGAAAUAAAUUUGAUACCACAGACAUGGAUGCAGACUCUCCUCCAGCUCCUCAAAAGAAGACCAUGAGUCAUGAAAGUUUUCACAGAUUCUCCAAGUUGCUCCUCACCUCAAUCACAAUAUUUUUACUGCUAUCGAAAAUCAUACUCUCCAUUGCUCUGAUCACUUUGUUUAAAAAAUAUUUUCAGCUUCUUGAUGAAAAAGAAGUUAAAAAGGAACUGAAUUACCCUGAGUUGGAGUGUAAAAAAGAGCAUUUCCUCUCGAAAGUUUCUACUACCCCCCAAAACAAAGUCUGGAACUGUUGCCCAAAGCAUUGGAAGCCAUUUAGUUCCCACUGCUACUUCAUUUCCACUGACUCGACAUCUUGGAGUGAGAGUAAGGAGAAGUGCUCCAGCAUGGGUGCUCAUCUGAUGGUGAUCCACAGCCAGGAAGAGCAGGAUUUCAUCACCAAGAUCCUGGAUCCUAAAGCUGAUUAUUAUAUUGGCCUUUCGGAUCCAGGUCACCGACAGUGGCGAUGGGUUGAUCAGACACCAUACAAUAAAAGUGCCACGUUCUGGCACCGAGGUGAGCCCAACAAUAAGAAAAAUAAUGAAGAAUGUGUUGAAAUUAGUCAUCUAUCUUCUGGUUGGGGCUGGAAUGACACCCCUUGCAGUGGUAAAGAGAAUUCAGUUUGUCAGAUGAAGAAAAUAUAUUUCUGAAUCAAGCUUUUUCAUGGACAAUGAUUGCAUUUUAUCCAGCAUUACACAGAUAUUGCAAAGGUCUUCUUGUGGAAGAGAUGACCAUAGAAAUUUAGGUAGACAACCAACAGUUAUCCAUAUGAUAAUACUGGUCCCCAUAUAUACUUAUUUGUUCAUCCUUAGCUCUUUAUAUAAUGAGAAUUUCUCAUAUACCAGAGUCUCGAGACUCUACAUGAUCCAUUUGUGUAUAUGUAGUAGCACACUAGCUUCUCUGUCCAUUCUUAGAUUCCUAAAGUCUUAUUUGAUGAUAGAAUUGUAUGGUGUGAACCCUCUACCCAUUUCUCUUUCCUUAUUCCUCUCUCUUCAGAUUAGUGAUGUAUAAUUGACAAAUAAAUUAUGUAUAUUUACAUUACACUGUCUUGACUUGAUAUGGAAAUGUAUUGUGUAAUGGCUACCACAAUCAAGUUAACAAUACCCUCUAUUAUGUAAUAUUGUUGUCUGGUGUGUGUGUGUGUGUGUGUGUGUGUGUGUGUGUGUGUGUGUGUGUGUGUGUUGUUAAAACAUUUAAGAUCUUCUUAAGCAAUUCAGACAGACAGGGUGACAUUGGUACCUAUUGUCACUUUGAUCCUCAGUGCUUACUCAAUUUUCUCUGGCGGUUUGUGCCCUUCCAUCAGCAUUUUCUUGUGUCCCCCAAUACCUGCACUGCCAGGAACCUCUCAGGAACAUGGUACCCAUGGCUAGUGUGUCAGGUGCUAUGGAUGACGUAAGGCUGAUGUGGGCCUCUAAUGGUGGCUGAUCCUGUCUGAGUGACCUUCCUCAACAGCAAGUGUAAGAAGAUGACAGCCAACCUUCUACUGGCACCACCUGUUAUUCUUGGUGUCCCAAUUUGUGCCUGAUGCAUUAGGGACAGCUUCUGCCCUGUGGAUGAACAUUGAGGAGAGCCAUAUGUUCCAUGGAAGACUGUAUGUUGUUUAGCAUUUUGGAAGCCCUUUCAGCUUCUUCCUAAGAGUAUUUUGAAAUAGAAGUUGACUGGAUGGUAUCAUUAAUUGUUGACAUUUUGAAAUAUAUAUAUGUAUAUAUGUAUAUAUAUUUGUGUAUGCAUAUGUUACUUGUUAGGGCACUUGAGAUUUAGUUUGAUACAUAACACUUCAGGCAAUAUUUUAGUGUAUAUCAUCUGAAAUUGUCAGUGCACAAGAAAACAAUACCACUAUCACUCUUAGAAAAUUUAACAGCUCUUUUCUGAUAUGGUAUGUGAUAUUGUUUGUAUUUCCUCAGCC
Peromyscus leucopus (white-footed mouse) is the source of this 2289-nucleotide messenger RNA. RefSeq names its product C-type lectin domain family 4 member A-like. Bases 362 to 1033 code for a protein of 223 amino acids. The transcript is spliced from 7 exons. The record is from RefSeq and is a predicted model, not a curated record. NCBI's taxonomy places the organism in Eukaryota, Metazoa, Chordata, Mammalia, Rodentia, Cricetidae.